UUCAGAUUUAAGCCCUGCCAUUCCCCUCACUCGAGCUAUUCUACACAUCCCUUCUGUACAGCAGCUUAAAGGUUUUGACCUACCAGAAUGAAGCUCCUAUUUAAUUUGCUUGCCUUUUCUGUCAUCAUAACCUCCACAUUUUGUGGAGUCAAGGACUUCAUGGAGCAUUUUGAAAGCCUUAAAGAUGCAAAGCCACAUGAAAACGGAACCUAUGGUAUGCCAAACUUCCCACCCGAAUUCCACAGGGAAAACACUAUCACUAAUGACUUGAUUCCUGAAGAGGAGGAGGAAGAGGACUAUCUAGACCUUGACAAGAUCCUGGGUGACGAUGACUAUAGUGACAUUAUUGAUGCUGGCCCAUACAUGGUUUCUGAAAUCCGGCAAGGAAAUAUCCUUGAACUCUUUCAAGGCAAAACCAGAAUCCAGCGCCUCAAUAUCCUCAACGCAAACUUUGGCUUCAACCUUUACCGCAGCGUGGCAGACAAAGCCAACUCUUCUGAGAACAUUCUCAUGGCUCCCGUUGGCAUUUCCACAGCAAUGGCUAUGAUUUCCCUGGGUCUCAAGGGUCAAACCCAUCAGGAAGUGUUAUCUGUUCUUGGCUUUCAAGACUUUAUUAAUGCCAGCACCAAAUAUGAGCUCAUGACUGUCCAUAAUCUCUUCCGCAAACUCACUCACCGGCUCUUCAGGCGUAAUUUUGGUUACACACUGAGGUCUGUCAAUGACCUCUAUGUCCAGAAGGACUUUUCUAUUCUGAAUGAUUUCAGAAACAAUAUGAAAACAUACUACUUUGCUGAUGCCCAACCCGCUGAUUUCUCAGAUCCUAACUUCAUAACUAAAACCAACGAACGCAUCCUGAAGCUGACCAAAGGAUUAAUAAAGGAAGCUCUUGUGAAUGUAAACCCUACAACACUGAUGAUGAUUCUGAACUGUCUUUACUUUAAAGGAACUUGGGAGAAUAAGUUUCCAGUGGAAAUGACAAUAAAGAGAAGUUUCCGUCUGAAUGAAAAGCAAACAAUAAAGGUUCCCAUGAUGCAGACCAAAGGCAACUUCCUCGCUGCUGCAGACUCUGAGCUGGACUGUGGUGUGAUCCAGCUCCCCUUUGUGGGGAACAUCAGUAUGCUGAUUGUACUCCCACACAAACUCUCUGGUAUGAAAGCCCUAGAAAAGCAGAUAACACCUCAAGUGGUGGAAAAAUGGCAGAAGAGCAUGACAAACAGAACAAGAGAAGUGGUUCUGCCUAAAUUUAAACUGGAGAAGAGUUAUAACCUGAUUGGUUAUCUGAAAUCCAUGGGAAUAGAAGAACUGUUUGAUGAAAAAGGAGACUACUCUGGUAUAUCGGAUGAGAAAGUCACCAUUGACAGGUUCAAUCACCAAGGCACAAUAACUGUGAAUGAGGAAGGCACAGAAGCUGGAGCCAUAACCAACGUUGGGUUCAUGCCUCUCUCUGCUCAGAUUCGCUUCGUUGUCGACCGCCCCUUUUUGUUUCUCAUCUAUGAGCAUCGUACCAGUUGCCUCCUCUUCAUGGGCAGGGUUGCUAACCCAGCCAAGUCUUAAAAGCAGAGAAGACCUCCACCAUGCUGUUAUCCAUGGGCUGUAUAAUUGCACGUUAAUAUACCAGUAUCAUAAAGGAAAUUUGAUUGUCAUAUUUGCCACUGGUAUCAAAAGAAAAUGUAUUAUCUGCAGGUAGUUUCAGAGGAAGGGACUCAUAGCAGUGGAUAAUUUGACUGCUAUUUACAAUGGUUACUGCCAUGUAUUGACACAAGUGUAUUAAAAAAUAAUCACAAAGUAACUUACACUUUGUGUUCUACUUCAGUGUAUAAAACGUAAUCAAUAAAAUAUUUAGACUAUCUGGAUUCUUGAAGUUAGCUCUAAAUUUGUGCUAGGCUGCUUAUUUAUACUAACUAGAAAUAAGGAAAUCCUGAACAGCUGACCAGUUUUAGAAAUCUAAGUCUCUCCUGGGUGUUUUACAUAAUCUCACUUGAAAAAGAAUAGGUCAUUUCUUUGCUUGCAUCAUUUAAUAUUUAGUAGGCUGAUAAAGACAAUGAGUCUUAUGAACCAGUGUACAAAAUAAGAGGAGAUUAAAUUGUCAUGGAGAACUAAAAUGCUAAGGGAUCCACUUCUUUUCCCCACCCUGAUUUGAAUCAUUUCAGUACAGCUCUCUGAUCUUCAUUGGUACAAGCAGAAUCAAAAUUAGGCCAACCAGGAAAAUUACAUAAAGAUCCUUUGAAUAGCUUUUAUAAUGAAAGCAGCUUGCACAAUGCUUGUUUCACCAGCUCAGUAUCACCUAAUCCUCACUACAAAAAAAGAGUGAUUUAUAGCAAUCACAUUUAUUAGGAAUUGAAAUACACUUUCCAUACUUGAUUCAAUGGGCAAAACCUUUUAAGGCUUAAACCAAGUCUGUAAACUUUCUGAAUCAUUCCAGUGACAUGAAUGCUGUAGAGAGCCAGCUGCACAUUUGAU
Messenger RNA from Calypte anna (Anna's hummingbird), 2460 nucleotides. RefSeq names its product serpin family D member 1 (gene SERPIND1). Lineage: Eukaryota; Metazoa; Chordata; Aves; Apodiformes; Trochilidae. The record is from RefSeq and is a predicted model, not a curated record. Gene Ontology annotation, molecular function: serine-type endopeptidase inhibitor activity. The transcript is spliced from 5 exons. Gene Ontology annotation, biological process: blood coagulation; negative regulation of endopeptidase activity. Bases 88 to 1554 code for a protein of 488 amino acids.